UCUACUGUCCAGAAUUCAUCAACAUAGUAAAAAUUUAUUCAUUAUGUUUGGAACUGGAAUGGUGAUAAUGAUUGAUACUGAAAUAUUGUACAUAGUGGGCGUUUCCGCUAUUGGUGCUGUUUCUCUUGCAUAUGUUUUCUUUGGUUUCUCGUCAGAUUCAUCUAAAAAAAAAUUAUAUAUUCGUGGAUUGAGAAAUGUCAAAAAUAAUUGUUUCAUCAAUUCAAUAUUGCAAUCAUUGGCCAGUAGUGAUUCAAUGGUUAACUGGCUGAGUACAACAGCUAACGCCAAAUUAAAGACCGAUUCUAAUCUCAUCCGACAAUUAUCCUUUAUUGUUGAUAGAAUCAAUAAUAAAAUUGACUGUGAUAGUCCUGAAGUACUCACUCCUGAAGGUGUUCUAGAUUCUCUACGAAAACAUCGUUGGAUGUUUUCUGCAGACGAACAGGAUGCUUUCGAGCUAUUCAGCGUCCUGCUUUCAACGAUCGAUUUUGAAUCUAAUCAAUUAUCACUAGCAUUAUCGAUCCGAGAUAGUGUUCAAUCGAAUCAUUGUGAUCAUAAUAGUGUGGAUGAGCUUAAUAAUAAAAUCAAAUUGAUCACUCGAGUCCGUAAUCCAAUGGAAUCGAUGACGAAAAUCCCAAUGAAUUCAAAGAAUUUAUUACCCACUCGAGGCAUUCUGUCAAAUCAUUUAAAAUGUCAAAACUGUCAUCACAGUUAUCCGAUACAUCUCGAUAUUUUCAAUUCAAUAUCGUUAAGUCUUCCUUCAUCGUCAUCACUUCAAAUUGGAACAUCCAUUUCACUGGAAAUGUGUUUGAAUAAGUUCAUACGUGAAGAAGAAAUUGAAGAUUUUUCUUGUCAAUAUUGUAAUAAAAAAUCAACAUUCUCCAAACGAAUAGAAUUAAUAAAGCUACCUCGAUUACUUUGUUUUCAUGUUCAUCGUUUAGUUUGGUUGGAAGGCAAUCAAUCCAAAAGGGUCGAUCACAUAAAAUUUCCUGAAGUUUUAAUUAUGGAUCCAUUCAAACAUAAUUCAAUAAAACUGAAAAAUCGUGAACAAACAAAAUCUGUUGGUGAUAACGAAAAGCAACAAAUGAUCCACGAAGGAAUUUCUGCUCAAUACAUUUAUAUAUUAAAUUCUGUUAUUGUUCAUUUGGGUAAUGAUCAUUCUGGUCAUUUUGUCUGUUAUCGAAGAUCGAAAUCGCCCACCACCAUUAAUUGCAACAAUAGUCGUUCAAAAACCAAAUGGUAUUAUACAUCCGAUCUUGUUGUCAAAGAAGUUAGUAAAAAAGAAGUGUUUGCAAGCUGUGCUUACAUGUUGUUCUAUGAGAAAACCAAAAAAGAAUAAAUAUUUGAUAAUAAUCAAUGUUAAGAUUACAAAAUACAAUAUUUUUCAAAUAAAG
Messenger RNA from Dermatophagoides farinae (American house dust mite), 1391 nucleotides. It is a transcript of the gene Usp30, whose product is annotated as ubiquitin specific protease 30. Gene Ontology annotation, biological process: protein deubiquitination. NCBI's taxonomy places the organism in Eukaryota, Metazoa, Arthropoda, Arachnida, Sarcoptiformes, Pyroglyphidae. Gene Ontology annotation, cellular component: nucleus; cytosol. Gene Ontology annotation, molecular function: cysteine-type deubiquitinase activity. The record is from RefSeq and is a predicted model, not a curated record.